AUGUCGGCCUCUGAUUCAGUUGUCUAUCACUACCUAGCAAUCGGCAAGCUUGGUCGUGGCGAAGUCGUCAAGCUGUUUAUGAUUGAUGCAGGCAUCAAGUUUGAAGAGCGCUUGUACGCCCGAGAUGCUACUUGGCCUGAGACCAAGGAGAAGUUGAAGAAGCAGGGCCUUACUCGCACCGGACAACUUCCUUCAGUAGAGUACAAGGGCAAAGUCCUUACUGGGCACGUCCCGAUCCUCCGAUAUCUCUCGCGUGAACUUGGCGCAUACGAUGGCACAACCAACGACGACAAGUACUUGGUCGAUCUCGUAUCAGAUAUCUACGUUGACUGGAGAGUUCAAUGGGUAGCCAACCUCAAGGGCCUCAACCCUGAGUACAAGGAAAAGGACGCUCCUCCAUACUAUGAGCUCCUCGGUCAAUACUACGCUGAGCGUGAAGGACCAUAUCUUCUUGGAGACACUGUCAGCUAUGCCGACUUUGCGGUCUAUGUCUCUCUUGACAACGAUAUUCGAACAAAGACACUUCCGGAAACCCUCCCCGAGUCCAUCGUCAAGUUCCGAAACGCAUUCGAGGCCCGACCCAACAUUGCCGAGUAUAUCAAGCAGGGCUAAGUCAUAGAAAAUCUAUAGACAGAAAAGCAAAUACCGUC
Messenger RNA from Fusarium odoratissimum NRRL 54006, 650 nucleotides. RefSeq lists its product as uncharacterized. The coding region runs from base 1 to 612 and encodes 203 amino acids. Gene Ontology annotation, molecular function: glutathione transferase activity. Lineage: Eukaryota; Fungi; Ascomycota; Sordariomycetes; Hypocreales; Nectriaceae. The record is from RefSeq and is a predicted model, not a curated record. The transcript is spliced from 5 exons. Gene Ontology annotation, biological process: glutathione metabolic process.